Molecule: messenger RNA, 591 nt
Organism: Symbiodinium natans
Lineage: Eukaryota; Dinophyceae; Suessiales; Symbiodiniaceae
Source: the annotation of a GenBank genome assembly
AUGGGAGCAACACACACACGCUUCUCGUAUGAGUGCCCACAGUGCAAGGCCAAGGUCGAAGCAGCCGUGCGAGACGGACGCAUCGACAAUCGACGGAAAUGCGGACACAGGUUUACGGUCGCCGCAGGAAAAGUUGUCGCGACCCAGUCGGCGACCGCACACUUCUCGUAUGAGUGCCCGCAGUGCAAGGCAAGGGUCGAGUCUACCAGGCGAGACGGAUGCAUCGACAAUCGACGGAAAUGCGGACACCAGUUUAGGGUCGCCGCAGGAAAAGUCGUCGCGACCCAGUCGGCGACCGCACACUUCUGGUAUGAGUGCCCACAGUGCAAGGCAAGGGUGGAGUCUACCACGCGAGACGGAUGCAUCGACAAUCGACGGAAAUGCGGACACCAGUUUAGGGUCGCCGCAGGAAAAGUCGUCGCGACCCAGUCGGCGACCGCACACUUCUGGUAUGAGUGCCCACAGUGCAAGGCAAAGGUCGAGUCUACCACGCGAGACGGAUGCAUCGACAAUCGACGGAAAUGCGGACACAAGUUUACGGUCGCCGCAGGAAAAGUCGUCGCGACCCGGUCGGCGACCGCACACUGCUGA